AUAACUCGACUUGACUGAGUUGGAUGCACUUCGACGCACAAAGUGGAUUUAAAAAGCGCAACACGCAGGAGCUGCAGGGCAAACGCGCGUUCUGACUGAAGAAUAAUCACAAAGUCUGAGUGUCUGUUAUCGGGAGAUGCACUUUGAAUGCACAUGAUCUUUCACUGGAGGAAUUCUUUUUUUUUUAAUCCAGCGCGCACUCUUUUCUGAUUUGUGCAUCCUCUGCACAGCUUGCUCGGAAGGAAGUUGCUUCAAAAUUUGCAAGAUAUGACAGAAUGAAAUGAUAUGUGUUUUAGAGAAAGGCUGCAUGGGGGUUUCGUGUAGGAGGAGUUCUUUGUGAGCAAAGAAGUUAACGGAUUUUUUCCCUUAUAAAAAGGAAAUUGCUCAAUGAACAGCAUUAUCUGGAGGCACAGAUCGAAAGAUCCUGCUACAAGCAAAUGUGUUUUCAUACAUAGUCAAGAACCUGGAUCUCCCUUUUUCCAGUCUGCAAACCUUCAUUUAGAGCCUCCUCAAGCAUCUUUAAUAGGACACAUGCUCUUGUGUUCAGGCACUCACUGAAGUGAAACCCUCCUGCCCCGGCGGGUUCCCUGACUCCCCUGCCAGCCCAUCCUGAGCUUCAUGGGUUGAACCACCAGGAGUUCGAUCAUCUCCUCUCCAUUCUCUCCUCCUCUUCAUCCUCUGCUCAACCCCUCCACCCCACCUCCUCCUUCAGUGAUGGCUCCUUGUGCCCUGGGCAUGUUUAGACUUGUAACUGCAACAUCACCCUCCACUACACAGACAUGCGGCUGCAGCAGCCUCUAGAGUGAAAGAUCCAGAGAGACAGAGGAGGAGGGGGGAGAGAAAGAGAGAGACAGACAGAGGAAGAGAGAGAGAGCAUGCCACAAGGGAGAGAGAGGAGGAUUAUAAUCCGUCCCAGCAGCAGAGGGAUCCACCUGUCCCACAGAGGAAGGGCCCCCCCACCCUGAUCCAUCUGGUCGCAGGGGGGGACCCUGCGUGGCCGGAAGGCAGCAGGGACUAUGCAGCUGGGACUGGUGGCGCUGGCAAUGGUCUUCCUCAGCUCCAUGGGUCACAGCGAUUCUCUCAAGCUCUCCAAGGCGAGAAGGCAGAGACGGGUUAGCACUGAGGGGCCGCCAUCUUGCCCCAAAGGCUGUGACCGAUGCUCAGAGUAUAACGGCUGCAUUAAGUGUAAGCCCAAGCUCUUCAUCUUCUUGGAGCGUAAUGACAUCCGUCAGAUCGGCGUGUGCCUCGCCUCCUGCCCCAUGGGAUACUUUGGCAUGAGGAACCCCGAGGGCAACAACAGAUGCACGCAAUGUAAAAUAGAGAAUUGUGAAGCGUGCUUCAAUCGCAAUUUUUGCACAAAAUGUAAGGAUGGCUUAUAUUCACACAGCGGGCGAUGUUAUGUCAGCUGCCCUCCAGACCAGCGCACGGCCAAUGAGACCAUGGAGUGUGUUGGUCAGCGUCCUUCAGAGUGUGAACUAGGCGAGUGGAGCCAAUGGAGUUCCUGUAUGAAGAAGAACAAAACAUGUGGCUUUAAAAAAGGCUCUCAGACUCGGGUUCGAUUGCCAGUCCCGCAGGUCCACAGCCUGGACACCUCGCCGGCCUUCGUUCCCUCACAGACCUGCGCUCCUCAGACAGAGAGGAGGAAGUGUAAUGUGCCCAGGACGCCCUGUGGGAGAGUGGGGAAGACUAAAGGCGACCGGCAAGACGAUACAAACAGGAGGGAGAGGGAGAAUUCACGGGGGCGAGGGCGAGGAGGAGGAGGAGGUGGAGGCGAUGGAGCGGGAGUCGGAGGUGGAGGAGGAGGAGGAGGAGGAGGAGGAGGAGGAGGAGGAGGAGGAGGAGGAGGAGGGAAGAGGAGAAGAGGCCAGAGCAGGACCACCACCACUGUUCCCAGCAUCACAACUAGCUCUGUCUCCUAAACUCCACCGCCUGCUGGACGGGGCUGGGAGGAAAAACGGAGACAAUGCUUCACCCCACGGCAGCGGCCACAGACAACGGAUAAAGAGAUGAAGGAAAGGAUUAAUGCUGCUAUGCAUUGUAGAAGAUGCAAAGAGAACUGGAGGAGGAUUGCUGCAACACAAAAGGCUGCUCUGAGAUGAACAUAUCUGGAAGAUACUGGUGUUACAGUCAGAAAGACUUGUUGAUUUAGAGGUGGAUCAUUGUUGGACUGCUACAGUAACAUUUUGGUUUGACAUGUCAUGAGACAACUUGUGUCUCUUCUUGAACUGAGAAAAGAUACAAGAGUUUCAACUGCAGCAGUCAGGCUACAAGUCUGAUGACAAAUGAAGACACCAGACCUAUCUUAAUCCCAAUCUGGUCUUUAUUUGUUUGGUGAGAUGGACUUUUUCAAGAGCCGCUGUAUGUGGCAUGAAGACGGUGAAUAGUAUAAAGUCUCUGUACCUUUAUUUUUUAUUGUGACAUGAAAAAAAAAAAAGAAAGGCACUGGAAAUCAUUUGUGGUUGCUGAGGACAGAAGGUCUUCUAUGUAUUAUUUUGAGAAGGGAGUCUUAUGACAAAACAAGCCUAAGGAAAAGAUGAAGAGGAGGAUUACUGGGAGCUCCUUCUCCGGUGUCUUGACACAAAACUCUUGCCAUUUGAUAUCUUAUUGUUUGUUUCAAAUUAAAUGUUGGUGUUUGUAACUCUGCACAGAAAAGGAGGAGUACAAACGUGAUUAUCUGCAUGUGUACGAGGCUGCAUGUGCGUGCCUUUGUGCAUGCAAAAUGAGUGAGUGUGUGUGUUCGUCCCUACCUGGGUGUUUGUGUACUUUGUAUGCAUUUCUGCACGGAAUCCAGUUGUUCGUCGACGGAGCUUAGAUGUUUGUACAUGUGUGUUUACGUUUGCACAUGUGUGUUAAUAUUGGUCUCAUAGAUUGAAGGAAUAGGAUCUGAAACCAGAGGAAGGAAAUGUAAAUCCACAGCAAUAUAUCAAAUAUGCAGUAACUACAAGCCACUGAUUAUUAUACAAGCCAUCCAAUCAUCAGCUGCUCAGUAACCGUGUCUGUACGCAACAGGGUCUGAAGAUUUUGCACAACUAUAAUGUUUCCUACUGCUCGAGUUUCAGAACAAUUAUAGCAUUUAACAUGUUUAUCCUUUUUAAAGCUGGCAUCAUGACAUCGCAGACACAGAAAAAUGUCUUUCUCUUUCUUCUUGAAUGUUUUUCAUGGGUCUGUUUGCUUCACACAAGGUAUUAGUUUCAGGAGGAGUUACACACUACAUUAAUCAUUCAUACUAUAGAUUGUGAUACUGAAUAUGUCCAGCUGUGCUUAUCAUCAUCAAACAAAAGAAGUAUUAGUAUCAUCAUGUAUAGCUUAUUCUGUGAAAGCCUAAAUAAAGUUGGGAUGAAGAUGAUGACACUUCA
This is a messenger RNA of Notolabrus celidotus (New Zealand spotty), 3356 nucleotides long. RefSeq names its product R-spondin 1 (gene rspo1). The record is from RefSeq and is a predicted model, not a curated record. Bases 1017 to 1919 code for a protein of 300 amino acids. NCBI's taxonomy places the organism in Eukaryota, Metazoa, Chordata, Actinopteri, Labriformes, Labridae. The transcript has 6 exons.